AUGAUGCACAGUUGCGAUCCAGUGCCGGCGGCGGCGCCACCGGCGUCUGGGCCCAAUCUCCUCCUGCAGCUAGGCCGACUUAUAGUCCGGUCUCGAAGCACUAGCCCCGCAACUCGCGCCCCGCCACACGACCGACUCAUCCACGCCAAACUACUGGCUGCUAACCCUUCUACUAGUACACAGGUCCAGACUCAACCGAAACCAGCAGAAAAUGAGGAACCGAAACCAGCAGUCGAAGCCAAGCUGAACACUCGCGUACAGGCGCUCUGGGAUGAGCAGAUACCUGUUUGUAUCGAGGUGUUGCUAGCUCCAGACUGCCAGGACUGUUACUCCUCAUUAUGCCGCGACGGAGACUCCUUCGAGAAACACGCGCAUCGCGCACUCCUCCUCGAGAGAUGGACCAUGAGCGCCUGUGUCAAGAAGGGGGAUCAAAGCCCAGCGUUCAGUACUUCGCAAUGGCUGCUGAACGCCGUGAGGUCGCAGCUUCACUUCUCCCAGCUGUCAGCCUGGCUCGCAAGACUUAAGAACACAGAUGAAAGUCCCACCGAACGCAGACGCAAGUUAAGCCGCGAGUCCUGCAACUAUAAGAAGGUGGAAGCGAACUGUGAUGAUGACCAAUCUGAUCGCAAACUCAACGUCGUUUACUCCAUACACGUAUCUCGAGACAGCUACAAAAAGUCCGACUUCGUCCGACCCCCAAAUGACCAUAAAUUCCCCGUCACCGACAUUGGCAACAAUAUGUACCUCAACAUUAUAUUACAGAGUCUGCCCAGACUCGAUGAUAUCCCACAAAUCAAAUGCACCUGCCCAAAACGGAAAACUAGCAAGGACACACCGCCCAACAUCCACGACGAAAUUGUCGGCAAACUCAAUGAUCUCACUAUAGGUAGUAAGUUCGAUAACCCAAACGUGGUCGACGACAGGAUGCUGACGCCGUGCAGCGAGAAUGGAAAACACAAAUGCAACUGCGACGACGAAUCAGAUGGCAACCGACCCAAGAAACUCGACGACAAACGGCUCAAGGAAAUCGCUAAAUACAAGAGACGGAUCCGAAAAGAAUCCAAGAUCAAGAAGCUACAUGAUAGUACUUCGUCUGAAGGGGAUGGGCUACAGAGAGCGAAAGAAACGCACACGUCCAUACCCAUUCUACAAGCUUCGAGAUUCGACAGGUUUAGGGCCAUCGGGUGCUACAGGAACCAAACUUAUCUGACACUGCCAGCCACCAGGAUCGAAACCAAGUCACCAUUCAUCGACACUGACAUACCACCACCAGCUGAGUUCAAAAAAACCAACACAGUCUCCACACAGACUGAGGAACUGUCCUGCCAGUGCGGGAACCUCCUGCAGAUGACUUGUGACACAUGUAGUGACCGGGGCAUGGUCAGGUCGGAGGGCAAUUACAACCUGGCGUCCGUCGACAACCCACAGAGCGUGCAAGAAGACGAAAAGAAGAUAAAGAAGCAUAAAUGUGAUAAAUAUUGUGAUAAUAAUCAUAGUAUUAGUGAUAAUAGUGACAUUAUAAAGAGACCUAAACUGCGUAGGUUCUUCCCUAUAGUUGACAAAAUCGAGAAAAUCGUGACGGAUAGAUUCGCGCAGAAGGACAACGAUAUGCAGGAGCUGCAGUUGGAUAAGGAGGACACGGUGUUCUCCCGUCCGAGGGAGUCCAAGAGGCAGAAGACUUAUUCAAUAAACGAUGACGAUUAUGUGUUUUAUGAGAAGUGUGACUACGGGACCUUCGACCGGGUGGAGAACCCUGAGGAGUCGCCUAAGGAGGAGUCCCCCCCUGAGGUCUCUGACAAGGGGUUCAAGUUCCCUGAUCCGAAGAAACAGGACAAUCAAGUGCCGUCCCCGACUGAGAUGGAUAGGUUUCGGUGGCGCUUCGAUUCUGCAGCUUCUAUGGUGUUUCAUACGAAGACUGGUCUGCCGUUGACCUCCAGCCCCGCGCCGCUUCGCAGGGGGAACAACUGCUUCGAUUUCGAUGACUCGAUUAAUGGCAUCUCUGGGAUCAAGAGCGCACUGUUUCACCCGCCCCCCGCGGUGGAGUCCCCCGCGCCGGAGUCCCCCGUCAGCGCAGCGCCCCCUCCCCCACCAGCGCCCGCACAGUCCAAGAUUAAAAUGCGGCCUAGCACUGGAUUACUCGGUAGUUUCGAAGAGUCAGCUUUGAAGGGUCGUUUAGAACCCGUAGCGACGGUGCACGGGUUUACAGCGGAGCUGGGGGCGUACGGGUCAUUCUGUCCCCCGCACAAACGUCUCCCUGUUACCGUGUUUUUCUACGCACCCGGGGGCACCAAUGCGCCUUAUAUGGGCCACAUAAACCUGGGGUCCCGCGGGUACCGCGUGGCGAGGUCGGGGACGGUGCAGGUGUCUCUGUUCAACCCCCACGGCACGCUGGUGAAGAUGUUCGUGGUGCUGUACGACCUGACGCGCAUGCCCCCCCACGCGCGGACCUUCCUGCGCCAGCGCACGCUGUACAUGCCGGCCGCCGCGCCGCCCCCCGCGCCCGCGCACCGCCACCAGUGGCUGCGGUACCUCAUACACCUGCGAUUCAUGACAUCGAAAUCCGGUAAACUGUACCUUCACACGGACAUACGUAUAAUCGUAUCUAGAAAAGCCGAUCUCGAUACGGCGACAGCCCAUUCCGCCUUAUUCCGACCUCUACCGACUAAUUCCGACCCGACUUCGUCCGAGACCGACCCGAAUUCUUCCGACCGUAAACCGAAUCGGGUUUUCGGCGGUUGUUCGGAUUUUGACGACUAUGAAAACCAGAAUGGUGUUUCGUACGAGCUUAGGAGCUUUACCUACGCUCCGGACAAUCCAAAGUAUUCCCCGCGUUAGUUCGGACGAAUUCGGUAAUUUUCGGGUUUUUCCGUCAUUCUCGUAGUUUGGUGGUUGUCGGUAUUCUUUUUGUUUUAGUGCCUGUAUGUAAUGAUUGUUUAACUGUAUGUAUUAAUGAG
Messenger RNA from Spodoptera exigua (beet armyworm), 2954 nucleotides. The record is from the annotation of a GenBank genome assembly. Lineage: Eukaryota; Metazoa; Arthropoda; Insecta; Lepidoptera; Noctuidae.